AUGGCCCGCGAUAUGUUCACUUCCUCCCGACCAUCCAUUGUCUCGCCGAAUCUUCCGCCACCAGUCUACCCCUCAGAUGCAGGACCGCUCCAGCCAUCUGCAAUCGCGCCGAGUCCAUCUUGCAGCAUCCUUCCCAUUUCACCCACAAGUAACUUGGUUCGGUACACACCUCCUUCGGAAGGUCAUGCCAUCCCCAAUUCUCCCUCCCAAAUGGAGCCCGGAUCAUCUUCAUCUAUAACAGUACUACAUAUAUUUUCCCAAGACGCUGCGAACGACAUUGCAGAAACCAGCGUAUCAGUCGACCUCUCCGUACUUCAAAGCCUCAGCACGAGCCAAUCAGCCACAUUUAAUACCGCCUCUCGUCCCCGCCUCCCCCUCGACCGCGGUUUCUCCGACGACACGGUUAUCGCACUCGAAGCCUACUACCCCGAUGCUCCCGACAGCGUAAGGAGGAGAAUGAGCACAGGAUAUGCCAAUUAUCCUGGCAGUUAUGGUGGUUAUGGCGGGAUGAGCGAGAGCCAGUCGAGGCGUACAGUUCCAUUCGAUGAGGAAGAUGGAGAUCCGGAGUUGCCGACAUACGUGGAGGAGGAUAAGCUGGCUUCGUCGAGGAUGGUCCAGCUUCUUCAGGAUUUUGGGACAGAAGGGAGGGCGGAGUCGACGCUCAGAGAGAGCCAGAGCUUGCAGUAG
Messenger RNA from Stereum hirsutum FP-91666 SS1, 687 nucleotides. RefSeq lists its product as uncharacterized. The transcript has a single exon. The coding region runs from base 1 to 687 and encodes 228 amino acids. The record is from RefSeq and is a predicted model, not a curated record. Lineage: Eukaryota; Fungi; Basidiomycota; Agaricomycetes; Russulales; Stereaceae.